Electrophorus electricus (electric eel) is the source of this 2208-nucleotide messenger RNA. It is a transcript of the gene mob1a, whose product is annotated as MOB kinase activator 1A. Lineage: Eukaryota; Metazoa; Chordata; Actinopteri; Gymnotiformes; Gymnotidae. The record is from RefSeq and is a predicted model, not a curated record.
CGCCUACUAAGAACAAGCAAUACAGUACGCAGUACCUCCAAACACUUCCUGUUUCAAGUCUUUCACGUUCGCCUUCUUUGAAGUUUUAAAACUUCCGACAAAUGAUUUUCUGUUUAAUGUCUUAAUCAACAGCUUUGUGAAGACGAUUGACCUGCGUGAAUAAUACUUUAAACUAUCCGACAACUUCGUUAGUUGACGACGUUUUUUGAAGCUGAAGCAAAGUGAACGGAAAUGAGUUUCCUAUUUGGUAGCCGGUCUUCAAAGACAUUCAAGCCAAAGAAGAACAUUCCAGAGGGGUCUCACCAGUAUGAGCUCUUGAAGCAUGCUGAAGCCACACUGGGAAGUGGCAACCUCCGAGCAGCUGUUAUGUUACCAGAGGGAGAGGACCUGAAUGAGUGGAUAGCUGUGAAUACUGUGGACUUCUUCAACCAGAUCAACAUGCUCUAUGGCACGAUUACAGAAUUCUGCACUGAGACCAGCUGCUCUGUUAUGUCUGCAGGGCCCAGGUAUGAAUAUCACUGGGCUGAUGGCACCAAUAUAAAGAAGCCAAUCAAAUGCUCAGCUCCCAAAUACAUUGACUACUUGAUGACCUGGGUUCAGGACCAGCUGGAUGAUGAAACCCUCUUCCCUUCCAAAAUAGGUGUGCCUUUCCCGAAAAACUUCAUGUCUGUGGCUAAGACCAUUCUGAAGCGCCUGUUCAGAGUCUAUGCGCACAUUUAUCACCAGCACUUUGAUUCUGUAAUGCAACUGCAGGAAGAGGCUCAUCUCAAUACUUCCUUCAAGCAUUUCAUCUUCUUUGUGCAGGAAUUCAACCUGAUUGACCGCAGAGAGCUGGCUCCUCUCCAAGACCUUAUUGAGAAGCUGGGCACCAAGGACAGAUAAAGAUAUACUUACCAUGGAAUCAUGUCAGUGCUUCCAGGCACUCUAGAAUUGUUUCUUUUGUUUUUUGUUUUUUUUUUAUAUCUACUUUUUUACAUUACAUUUAACAUUCUUUAAAAGCUAAGUGAAAGGAUUUAAUGUAAUAUUCAGUACAUUUUAGAAAUAGUGUUUCUUCCUAGUCUUCAAAGUUUCUUCUAAUGUCAAAAAAAAGUUUAUAGAACAUUUAGAAAAAUGGCAGACAUAUUUUGGUUAUAUAAAUCCCAUAAACCUAUUUUUUCACAUGUAAUUACAAAAUGUACUCACUGUAUUGACUGUGGAUUGCACACAUUUAUGUCUGUCCUAUGCCUUAAGAUAAUCUUACCAUUUUUUGAUUCUCCUUUCAGUGCUAUUUGGUCUGCAUAAAAUAUACAAAAAGUGGACCAAGUGUGGAAGAAAUUUAAUAAACUCUUGUCAGUGUUUUCAUUUAAAGUAAUGAAACUGCAGUCAGCAUUUUUGUAUUAAAAUCUUUUACCACUUUUAUAUUAAAAUGUAAUAAUUUUAUACAAUGAAGGUAAUUUUCUAUUGUUUUUGCAUUUGUUUUUACAUGUACUUGAUCAAAAAAAUUAUUUUGUAUGGCUGUAUCAUUACUGUGAGUGUAGAUUAUUACCAGGUUUUAAAAGAUUGAGUCAAACAAUUUCAUUUCAUUCUGUGGUAUGUCAAUUUUAUUGCUGUGUCAUUUAGAAUGUAAUCCUAAAUUUGUAUAAAUAUAGUUGACAUUUAGCUCUGGAAGUCUAGAAUCUGCUUUUUACUUAUUUGAAGUGCAAAUAUGCACACAUUUUAGAGUUGAUCUCAGCUUUGAAUGUCUAAUAGUAUAAUAUCUUCUAGUUUGUGCAGACAUACUUUGACAGGCAUAGCUUUUCCUUGUUCUUUGACAAAACCAAAAUAUUGUAUAUUCAUGUAACAAUUUAAUUUGGGAUUAGUUUGGUUACUUUAGAUUUCCUCAGCAUGAAAUGUUGAUGGUGUUUAAUUGUUUUGACUGCAUGAAUUGUUUAACUGCUUCAUUAUAAAGUCUACAGUAUGAAUCUCUUCCAUAGUGCCAGGAAGUGCACUGCUUGUAUCAGUAGUAAAUUUGUAUUUACUGAAGUAUUGCCUAUUUUAGGACUGUGAAUGACUAUUUUAAACUUUACAGUUAUGUCUUUAUUUGCGUCAAUGUCACACUUGACUGUAAAACCUAUCAGAGCUGAAGUUUUCUAAGUGUCCUGUUUGAGCAGUAUUAUUACCAUGGCAUACACUGUCUAAAUGUAUGAUGCAUAUUCAGUGAACAUAAAAAUUAGAAUAUGAUCUCUAAAA